AUGUACUACUACCUGCAGGAACGCACCAAAGACGAUGACGUUCGUAGCAGGGUUCGAGUUACAGCGAGCAGGAUUCAGGAGCGACUUCAGCAGCACGGCGCGAGGAAGCUCAUUGGAGCAACAAGUGGUGGUAGAAGCAUCAACAUGCAGCUGUCAACACCAUCACCAGCACCAGCGCAAUUACGGCAAGACAUCAUCGAGCGACAGCAAGUACAGUCGCAACUGCAAAUUCAGCAGCCAGCUCAGGAAGCAUUCACCAUGGUACCCUUCGCUCAACAACAGCCUAUGCCACAGUCCAUACAGCAGGGUCUCAUGUAUCAGCAACAGGCUCCACUCCAGCAGAGCAUUCUGUAUCACCCACAACAGCAGCCUCAGUCAUUCAACAUCACCACUCCAGUGGCUACGCUUACUUUGGCAUCUGCACCGGUGCAGAAUAUUCUGAUCGAACAAAUUGACAGCCCAAGGAUUGUAUACCUUAGUCGUCUUGACAUGUCUCGUUUCCGCUCACAAAUUCCUUCAAUCUUCCAUUGGGAACAUCCUUGGGGCUUGGAGCAGCUGGGAUCCUGCUCGAGUUCCGAGCUUAGGAGCGUCUACGAUCAAAUCGAAAGGGCACUCCAUAACGGAGGCAUACUUCCCGGUCUCGAGAGUGACGUGCGCUUGACGCAGCGCAGGAUCAGGCGUGUUCUUCAGGGAAGGGAUCUACUCGGUCCCAAUACGUUGGAUGCGUGGUAUAAUAGGCUAGAAGAUUCGGGCGACUUGGGUUUCCUGCAUCGCGCGUCCCCAGAUUUCGUCAUCGGACAGACUGUACAGCAGAGAGUUAUCAACCUUCCGGCACUCCAGCCCAACAUCGCUAUUCAGACCAUUCAAGCUCCGUCGCCAAAUAUUACCUUCCAGACUAUGCAGCCCCCCCAGCCUGUUGCUCCCCUCAUGCGGCCUGAACUUCCCAAGCGACUCAGAUUCCGUGAUCAGUGGGGCAAUAUCGUCGAAGAGCGUGACGAGACAGAACAGGAGAAGAGUGAUAGAGAAUAUCAGGAAUGGAAGGAGAAGUUUGGCGUCAAGUAG
This is a messenger RNA of Alternaria burnsii, 1062 nucleotides long. RefSeq lists its product as uncharacterized. The record is from RefSeq and is a predicted model, not a curated record. Lineage: Eukaryota; Fungi; Ascomycota; Dothideomycetes; Pleosporales; Pleosporaceae. The transcript has 2 exons. Bases 1 to 1062 code for a protein of 353 amino acids.